UGUGGGCAAAACAAGUGUCGGCCGCUCUAUAGCCAAGUCUUUGGGCCGAGAAUUUCAUCGAAUAUCUCUGGGAGGAGCGUGUGAUCAGGCGGAUAUUAGAGGCCAUCGCCGGACAUAUAUCGGUUCAAUGCCCGGAAGGAUAAUACAAGGCUUGAAAACUGUUGGCGUAAAGAAUCCGGUGUUUCUUUUGGACGAAAUCGACAAAAUGGGGUCUGGCAUUCACGGCGAUCCGGCGUCCGCUCUGCUCGAAGUGUUAGAUCCGGAGCAGAACUGCUCAUUCACUGACCACUAUCUCAACGUUCCCUUUGAUUUAUCUCAAGUGCUGUUCAUUGCGACCGCAAACACGAUGUCUACAAUACCGGCCGCUCUAUUGGACAGAAUGGAAGUGAUUUCACUCUCCGGUUAUACACACGAAGAGAAGCUUCACAUCGGAAGACAUCAUUUGGUGCACAAACAGUUGGGAGAACACGGACUCACAUCUAACACACUGGUCAUUACGGACGACGCGUUGGCGGCACUCAUCGCCAAAUACACUCGUGAGGCCGGCGUUCGUAAUCUCGAGAGAAAGAUCGGUGCCGUCUGUAGGGCUGUGGCCGUCAAAGUUGUUGAACACAAUCGACUCAAUAAUAUAUCGCUCGAAAGCGACGAAAACCUAUUGACCAAC
Medioppia subpectinata is the source of this 664-nucleotide messenger RNA. Lineage: Eukaryota; Metazoa; Arthropoda; Arachnida; Sarcoptiformes; Oppiidae. The record is from the annotation of a GenBank genome assembly.